Molecule: messenger RNA, 1952 nt
Organism: Elgaria multicarinata webbii
Lineage: Eukaryota; Metazoa; Chordata; Lepidosauria; Squamata; Anguidae
Gene: TAX1BP3
Product: Tax1 binding protein 3
Exons: 4
Coding region: 44-430 (128 amino acids)
Biological process (GO): receptor localization to synapse; cell-cell adhesion; embryo development
Cellular component (GO): basolateral plasma membrane; cell junction
Molecular function (GO): protein binding
Source: RefSeq, a predicted model, not a curated record
UUUGUUCCGUCUGAGGCGACGGGGAAGCAGCGCCGACGGGGCCAUGUCAUACAUCCCCGGCCAGCCGGUCACGGCCGUCGUGCAAAGAGUUGAAAUCCACAAACUCCGCCAAGGGGAGAAUCUCAUCCUGGGCUUCAGCAUCGGAGGAGGCAUUGACCAGGACCCGGCCCAGAAUCCCUUCUCAGAGGACAAGACGGACAAGGGCAUUUAUGUCACCAGAGUGACGGAAGGUGGCCCGGCAGAAGUGGCAGGACUCCAGAUUGGGGACAAGAUCAUGCAGGUGAACGGUUGGGAUAUGACCAUGGUGACUCACGACCAGGCCCGGAAGAGGCUGACGAAGCGGAACGAGGAAGUGGUCCGACUCCUGGUGACCCGACACUCUCUCCAGAAGGCCGUGCAGCAAUCCAUGAUGUCCCAACCGUGCCACUGAGUCGGGGCACGGGAGACAUCUAGAACGGGGAGGGCAGGAUGCUGAACAUGGAUCACGGGCCGGUCGCAGCGGGAGGGGGCUACUGCUCCCCACAGCAGGAAAAUUCCUUCCGCUGAUGGAGGUGCCAAAGCACAUCUUUGUAGAGCCAUGCCCCACGUCUGUACAAAGAUGGCAUCCUCCAGGCCGUUGGGCGUGUGCUUACCGCCAUCUUUGGAGAGGGCUCCCACCCUGUUCUAAAACUACAGGCCUCCAAUUGAGGCGCUCCCUUAACUGUGUUUGCUUAAGGACUAGCCCCACGGAGAUAAUCCAUAAUCCACCGUGACCUUCUCUUGUACAAGAUCGUGCUGUGGUGGACGGAAUUCAGGUUUUGUGCCGGAGGUGUUCCUGGUGAAUUCGGCUCCCUAGGUCUGGCUUCGCCCCAGUCUUCCAGGGCAAGGCAGUUUUAAAGCAUCGAGUCCGCUUGUUUUAGAGCUUCCUCUAAGAUAUCAUCUAGCUGAGGAAACUAGCAUAAAACACCAAAAGCUCUUAAACCUGUUUUUGUGCACGCAUGUGUGCGCAGAGAGACCACAUUUCAAGUUUUCUAGACGAGGCAUUUUUGUAAAUAACCUUUAUACAUUUCAUCCUGUGUGUCUCCCCAUUCUAGUUCUAAAUCUUGCGUUUAGUAUGCCAAAUGCAGUUCAUCAGCGAGGCCCAAUACUUCUAUUAAAACCUUCCACGUGGAUUAAGCCGAAACAUUGCAGUGCCAAAAACACCCUGUGUGAGUUUUUCUCUAAGCCUGCGCCAUGGAACGGUGGCAAAACUGUGUCCCUGUACUGAAAGUGUUGUACUUGAACCUAUACCAAAUAAUUGCAGCUGGAAAGGAGCUGCGUUCCGUUGAAACGCAAGAAAGAAGCGAUGAAUAGAUAGGCUUCCCUGCCAAUACAAAAAUGCCGGUUGUGCGUCCCUCUGCAUUGUGGUUGCACUACACUGUGUUGCUCACAAUCCAGCAAACCCUGAAAUUGGUCUUCCGUGGCACAGGCCUUAAAUCAUGAUUUGGGAAAGGGCGUUCCUGCCUUAGCACAAUUCGCCUGAGGGGGAAGUAGAGCCAUGCUCAUGGAAUUCAUUCAAAAGGCAAGGUGGAAGAGAACUCUUUUUGCCCACGUCCUCAUCCCGUCGCAGAGGGAUACCCUUGGCUGCCAAUUUAAUUCUUGUGUCUUUCCAAAGCUGUCUUCUAAUCAUGCGUUUUGUAUUGAUUUUUUUUCAAUCGUCAAGCAUAAUUUUUAUUUUUUUUAAAAAAUCCACUGUAAAUACCCCUCAACCUCCUGCUCUCUGGAAGUUUGUAUCACUAACUUAUUUCAGUAUAUUACUGCUAUUCCACUCACAGGCUGAUUUUACUUCAGUGACGUCACUUCUCGACCUCACCAGGAGUAAAGGAGACGCCAGGCUCUUAAAACCACUAGAUGCCUCUCAAUCACUGGGUUUUGUAUUUCUAUUCCAAGAUUGCUUUGGGACUGUAUCUUUUGAUAAAAACGUAAAUCACAAA